AUGUUACUUCAGAAAUCUAGAUUGAAGUGGGAUAACGAAGGCGAUAUGAACAACAGGUUCUUCCAUAGUGUCAUGAAAGAUAGACGGAAAAAGAAUUUUAUUGGUUCUAUCCAAUUUGAAAAUGGUUUGAUAAAAGGAGUAGAGGAAAUUAAGAAUGAAAUUUUUAGAUUUUUCGUUGAUUAUUUUUCCGAAACGGAUCAGUGUCGUCCAAUUCUAGAUAAUGUCCCUCUCAAUUGUUUAUCAGGGGAUGAUAAUAACUUGUUAGAGGCUAAGUUUACCGAGUUAGAUAUCAAAGAGGACUUUUGGGAAUGUGAAGGAUUGAAGAGUCCGGGUCCGGACGAGUAUAAUUCCUUCUUCCUUAGGAAGUGCUAG
Lathyrus sativus (Indian pea) is the source of this 372-nucleotide messenger RNA. The record is from the annotation of a GenBank genome assembly. Lineage: Eukaryota; Viridiplantae; Streptophyta; Magnoliopsida; Fabales; Fabaceae.